Messenger RNA from Talpa occidentalis (Iberian mole), 3899 nucleotides. It is a transcript of the gene ZNF628, whose product is annotated as zinc finger protein 628. The transcript has a single exon. The record is from RefSeq and is a predicted model, not a curated record. NCBI's taxonomy places the organism in Eukaryota, Metazoa, Chordata, Mammalia, Eulipotyphla, Talpidae. Gene Ontology annotation, molecular function: RNA polymerase II transcription regulatory region sequence-specific DNA binding; DNA-binding transcription factor activity, RNA polymerase II-specific. The coding region runs from base 705 to 3797 and encodes 1030 amino acids. Gene Ontology annotation, biological process: regulation of transcription by RNA polymerase II. Gene Ontology annotation, cellular component: nucleus.
GAGGUGGGAGGGCAUCUGGUGCCCGGGGUGGAGGGACUGUCUGGGAGGGGCAUGUGCAGGACUCUGGAAAGAUCAGAUACAAAGUUGAGGGAACGUUUGCUGGGGUGGGACUGGCCGGCUGAGUAGGGGGCUGGCAGGGUCAGGCCCGGCCACCUUGGGCUGGCUCCCUCCUUGCAGCAGCCUAGAUGUUUCUGUUGCUCAGCAACUGGGACCAUGGCAGGGCCUGGGUGCGGGGACCGAGGUCCAGGACUGGGAUGCAGCUUUGAGCGGCCUGGAGGAAGCUUGGAACUAAGAAGGGGAAAGUGAGGAUGCGGAGCAGCUGGGGGUGCUGAUCCACCCGGGACAGACCCCCUGGCGGGGUCCAGGGCUGUGGCCAGGAUGCCACGAGGCCUGAGCCUGUGGGGUGGGGAGCAGGGGUGUUGCUGGGCCCCAGCUGCAGUGGAAGUGUUUGAGGUGUGGAGGUUGCAUACUGGAGCGGCCCCCACCCAUUUUACAAGGGUCCUGCAGGCAGCGCCGGCUGUGCUCAGCGGACCCCGCAGCCGCCUGGGGCCCCAGACAGAUGGGCCCAGGGUCCUCAGCCUUCCCUGCAGCCGUAGGCUGCGAGGCGCCCCCGCCUGCCUUAAAGAGCCAGCUGGCAGGCUUGGGGUCCAGGGUGGGGUGGGGGCACCGGCCUUCCCUGACUGUGAACACCCCCCCCAGGUGUGAUGGUCGGCUCCCACGCGGACAUGGCUCCCGCCUCCACCGCGGAGGGCGCGGGGGACAAGCCGGGCCCCGCGGCCCCCGCUGCCCAGUAUGAGUGCGGGGAGUGCGGCAAGUCGUUCCGGUGGUCGUCCAGGCUCCUGCACCACCAGCGCACCCACACCGGGGAGCGGCCCUACAAGUGCCCCGACUGCCCCAAGGCCUUCAAGGGCUCCUCGGCCCUGCUCUACCACCAGCGCGGCCACACGGGCGAGCGGCCCUACCCGUGCCCCGACUGCCCCAAGGCCUUCAAGCGCUCGUCGCUGCUGCAGAUCCACCGCAGCGUGCACACGGGCCUGCGCGCCUUCACCUGCGGCCAGUGCGGCCUGGCCUUCAAGUGGUCGUCGCACUACCAGUACCACCUGCGGCAGCACACGGGCGAGCGGCCCUACCCGUGCCCGGACUGCCCCAAGGCCUUCAAGAACUCGUCCAGCCUGCGGCGCCACCGGCACGUGCACACGGGCGAGCGGCCCUACAGCUGCGGCGUGUGCGGCAAGAGCUUCGCGCAGAGCACCAACCUGCGGCAGCACCAGCGCGUGCACACGGGCGAGCGCCCCUUCCGCUGCCCGCUCUGCCCCAAGACCUUCACGCACUCCUCCAACCUGCUGCUGCACCAGCGCACGCACGGCGCCGCGCCCGCCGCCAGCGCUCCCGCCCCGGCGGGGCCCGACGGCGGGGCCGCGGCGGCCGUCCCGGACGCCUACCUGCCGCGGCACCUGCAGCCGCACAGCCCGCCCGCGCCGCCCGCGCCGCCGCCCGUGGUGCCCGAGCUCUUCCUGGCGGCCGCCGAGACCACGGUGGAGCUGGUGUUCCGCUGCGACGGCUGCGAGCUGGGCUUCGGCAGCGAGGAGCUGCUCCUGGAGCACCAGCCCUGCCCCGGGCCCGCCGCGGCGCCCCCGCCCCCCGCCGCGCCCGCGCCGCCGCCCCCGCGCGAGCCGCCCGCGGCCGCCCCGCCCGGCCCCCGGCCCCCGGCCGCGCCCGGCUUCGCCUGCCUGCCGUGCGGGAAGUCCUUCCGGACGGUGGCCGGCCUCUCCCGCCACCAGCACAGCCACGGCGCGGCCGGCGGCCAGGCCUUCCGCUGCGGCAGCUGCGACGGCGCCUUCCCGCAGCUCGCCAGCCUCCUGGCGCACCAGCAGAGCCACGUGGAGGAGGCCGCGGCCGGGCGCCCGCCCCCGCCGGCCGAGGCGGCCGAGGUCACCUGCCCCCAGGAGCCGCCGGCGCCCGCCGCGCCCCCGCCGCCCGCGGCCGCGGCCGAGCGGCCCUACAAGUGCGCCGAGUGCGGCAAGGCCUUCAAGGGCUCGUCGGGGCUGCGCUACCACCUGCGGGACCACACGGGCGAGCGGCCCUACCAGUGCGGCGAGUGCGGCAAGGCCUUCAAGCGCUCCUCGCUGCUGGCCAUCCACCAGCGCGUGCACACCGGCCUGCGCGCCUUCACCUGCGGCCAGUGCGGCCUGACCUUCAAGUGGUCGUCGCACUACCAGUACCACCUGCGGCUGCACUCGGGCGAGCGGCCCUACGCCUGCGGCGACUGCGGCAAGGCCUUCCGCAACACCUCGUGCCUGCGGCGCCACCGGCACGUGCACACGGGCGAGCGGCCCCACGCCUGCGGCGUGUGCGGCAAGAGCUUCGCGCAGACCUCCAACCUGCGGCAGCACCAGCGCGUGCACACGGGCGAGCGCCCCUUCCGCUGCCCGCUCUGCCCCAAGACCUUCACGCACUCCUCCAACCUGCUGCUGCACCAGCGCACGCACUCGGCCGAGCGCCCCUUCGCCUGCCCCGUCUGCGGCCGCGGCUUCGUCAUGGCCGCCUACCUGCAGCGGCACCUGAGGACGCACGCCCCGGCCGCCCCGGCCCCCGCCGCCGCGCCCCCGCCCCCCGCCCCGCUGGCCGCCGCCCCCGCCCCCACCCAAGACGUGCACGUGCUCCCCCACCUCCAGGCCACGCUCUCCCUCGAGGUGGCCGGCGGUGCAGCCCAGGCCCCGCCCGCUGGCCAGGCCGCUCCCAACUCCCAGACGUUUCUCCUGGUGCAGACGGCGCAGGGGCUCCAGCUCAUCCCCAGCAGCGUGCAGCCCCCGCCGCCCCCGCCCGCCGCCCCCCCCAAGCUCAUCCUGCUUCCCUCCACCAGCGCGGGGGGAGGGGGCGGCCGGGCUAGGUCGGGCCCGCGGGCCGUGGGGAAAGCCGGCCCAGGGGCUGGAGUGGUCUGGCUGCCGGGGGCCGGGGGGCUGGGGGUGCAGGGAGGGGUCAACGUGGCGGCCAGCGGGGGCGGGCAGAGCCUCAUCGUUCUGCAGAAUGUGGGGGGUGGGGAGGCGGGGCCGCAGGAAGUGAGUGGGGUCCAGCUGCAGCCCCUCCGGCCUGCCCCGGAAAUGACCACAGUCCAGCUGCAGCCGGCCCCGGAAGUGACCACGGUCCAGCUGCAGCCGGCCCCGGAGGUGACCACGGUCCAGCUGCAACCGGCCCCGGAGGUGACCACGGUCCAGCUGCAGCCUGUGGGUGGCCAACUUCCCAGUGCCGGUGGGGGGGCAGUGGCCACCGAGGCCCCCAACUUGCUGGUGGUGCAGAGUGGGGCGGCCGAGGAGCUGCUCGCGGGCCCCGGCCCCGGGGAGGCGGGGGACGGCGAGGCCGGCACCGGCGUGGUCCCCGACGUCCUCUUUGAGACGCUGCAGACGGACGAGGGCUUGCAGAGCGUCCUGGUGCUGAGCGGCGCGGACGGCGAGCAGACCCAGCUCUGCGUGCAGGAGGUGGAGGCCCUGCCCCCCGUGCUGGCCGAGCCGCCCGCCCCCGGCCCCCCGGGGCAGAAGCUGCUCAUCAUCCGCAGCGCGCCGGCCAGCGAGCUCCUGGACAGCAGCAGCGUGGGGGGCGGCGCGGCCACCCUGCAGCUCCUGGCCCCGCCGCCGGCCGGCUCGGCCGGCGCGUCCGCGGGCCUGCCCGCCGCUCCUGCGUCCCAGAUGGUCCAGGUGCUGCCUGCGGGCGCGGCGCCGGGCGGCGUGACCCCCCAGGGGCUCCCCUCCAUCCAGAUCGUGCAGACCGUGCCCACGGUCCAGCUGGUGCACACGUUUUGAAUGCCGCUGGGCCUGGUCCGCCCGGGCGCGGGGAGGGGUCGCGCGUGCUAAUAAAGACCGACUCUCCUGCCCUUUGUGCUUUUGUUUUCCUGGGGGGUGGGG